AUGGCGGCCCGCAAUCCGCGGCCCGCGCGGCGGUCGCCCGCGGGGGCGGCUGGCGGGGCGGCGGGUGGAGAGUGGAGCGAAAAAGAGCUCCAGAGAGGUAGCCGCAUGAAGCUGCCGCCCUACGCGGUGGACAGCUGCAGCGGGUCCAGCAGCAGCGGCCUGACGGACAGCACCAGCAGCGUCGGCAGCCUCCCUUUCGCUUGGCACCCCGCCGCUUCGGCGCGCCCGGGCGCCCGGGAUCUCGUGCACGAGCAGUGGCUCGCCGGCGAGAGCUCCGACGAGGACGCCGACCAGGGCUGGCGGGGCAGCGAGGCCGCUCCCAGGCCAGAGGCGGACGGCCAGCGCGCCGACGGGUCGCUGUCGAUUGCCCCGAGGAGCCGCGCACGGCCGCAGGAGAGAGAGCUGCGCGUGGCCUUCGCUGCGCUCCCAGCG
Prorocentrum cordatum is the source of this 432-nucleotide messenger RNA. The record is from the annotation of a GenBank genome assembly. NCBI's taxonomy places the organism in Eukaryota, Dinophyceae, Prorocentrales, Prorocentraceae.